UCGUUAAUAUUGAAUUCGUAUAUAUCAAUCGUACUGUUCAUGGUUUAAUUUGAAGGAUCACUCCGUCCUGCAGAAUUUUUUGUUACAUUUGAUCUUGUUGACAAACAUAAUCACAAGUAUGAACUAUGAAGAAUGAUUCGGAUUCUGAAUUUUCACCUGACAAGUAGCAUAACGUAAAGCUGCUACCGAACCAUUAUGAAACAAUGUUCUGUACUAAGAAAUUGUUGUUUUGAUUUUUCAUGGAAUGUUAUUUAAUGAUCAUCAAAAGUCAUGUCUCUUUCCUCUAAAUGGAGAAGGAUGUUUAUAGGGACAAAUACUUUCCAAAUUAUUCUUUUCAUCAUUUUAUUUUAUUCUUUGACUUCUAUUAUCAUUAUUUACAUUCAUCUUGUAUGCUUCUUUUCGGAUGAUAAAUUGUGGAAAGUCCCAGAGGAAAAUGCAUCAACUGGCGAUCACUUUAUCUCAUGGAAUAUGCAUUCAAUUCUCAAUGUUCUCUCUAGUCAAAUUAUCUCCAGUGAUGAAAUCUCCAUUGUAGGUUGGUGGAUGGAUCAUGCCAAGUGGGAAACAGACAUCAAAUGCUUUAAUCAGAAGUGGACCCUUUGUUCAAAAGGAUUCAGCAGUACUUGUAAAAGUGAUGGAAUUCGAGCAAUUUAUCAGUAUGUGAUAUUUUCGAAAGUGUACCGAGUCCGGGGAUUUGAGUUGUCCCUUACAGCGACUGCAGAUCAACUUGAAUCUCAGACUAUUGGUGCUUCAUUUGGAGCUUUAGCUCUUGUAAAACUGAGUGAUGGUCGUACACAAAAUGUUCAACUGCAAUUUCCCUCCAAUAUUGAACCUCUUACAACAAAGAAUAUCAGAUUUUCUGCAGGAGAAUCUCUGAUUACUAGCAUCACUAUAAUGUUGAUGUGCUAUGGUUAUACUGGAAGUGUCCAUUUUACUGACCCUAUUUUGCUGCCUUAUGCUUCUUCUCUUCAAGAAGAGCUUAAAAUCACAAGAAAGUGUUUAUCAAAUGUUGGAAGACCACCCCAAGUGCAGCAGACCUUGUUGAAGCAAGAGACCCUUCUGACACCCAAUACCAAAAGUGCAAAAGAAGCUUCUGAGCUAAUAACACUUGUGACACAAGUUUCUAUGGACAGAUUAUCAAUUCUUGAACGUAGUCUUUAUAUUUGGAAUGGCCCAGUUUCAUUAGUGAUAUUUGUCCCUGCAAAACAUUCUGAAAAAUCUGAAUAUGAUUGGCAAAGGUUGUACAUACAAAAAAAGUUGAAAAAUUUGAAAAUGUCUGCUUUAAGUCACGUUAAAGUAGUUUUUGGAGGUUCAUAUGAUGGUGAAUACCCAAUAAAUACCUUAAGAAAUAUCGCUAUCAAACAAGUGCAGACAAAAUAUCUUUUCCUUAUGGAUGCAGAUUUCCAGCCAUCUCCUGAAUUUCAGCAAAAAUUUUCAGUUUCAAUUAAAAACAAAAAUCUGAGCUCGAAAAUUGCAUUUGUUGUACCAGCAUUUGAAUACAUUGAAUUACCAAAGAAAAGUGACAGUGCUCCUCAUACAAAAGAAGAACUCCUUCAGCUUCUCCAUAGAGAAGAGCCUUUCAUUUUACCAUUCAGACGAACAGAGUCCAGUGAAUCUCAUAGAGUUACAGAUUACUGGAAAUGGUACAGAGCAGAUAAAUUAUAUCCCCUUCAAACAUUUUGUGACAAAUAUGAACCAUAUAUAAUUCUACAGAAAACAAAUUCAAUGCCUUUGUAUGAUGAGAGAUUUUCUGGUUAUGGAAUGAAUAAAGUAACUCACAUUACAGAACUCUUUGCUUCCAAUUAUACAUUUAUGGUUCUCCCAGAUGUAUGGAUCUUGCACUUACCACAUAAGAUUUCUACCUAUGCAGUUGAAUUUCUACAGAAUGCACAUCAGAGACUCAAAAAUAGAAUGGAGCGUUUCGAGUUUAUAGCUGAAGCCAUGAUUAAAUACAAGAUUGGAAACUGCAAACUGUCACAAACAGAAUAGCAAAUGUAAAACUUCUUUUUAUAUACUCAUGUUUUAUAGCAUUUGUCUUCAACUUUGUAA
Messenger RNA from Uloborus diversus, 2046 nucleotides. RefSeq names its product xylosyl- and glucuronyltransferase LARGE2s-like. Lineage: Eukaryota; Metazoa; Arthropoda; Arachnida; Araneae; Uloboridae. Bases 271 to 1986 code for a protein of 571 amino acids. Gene Ontology annotation, biological process: protein O-linked glycosylation via mannose. The record is from RefSeq and is a predicted model, not a curated record. The transcript is spliced from 14 exons. Gene Ontology annotation, molecular function: xylosyltransferase activity; glucuronosyltransferase activity.